Cercopithifilaria johnstoni is the source of this 1056-nucleotide messenger RNA. The record is from the annotation of a GenBank genome assembly. NCBI's taxonomy places the organism in Eukaryota, Metazoa, Nematoda, Chromadorea, Rhabditida, Onchocercidae.
AUGGAAUUCAAUAGCAGAAUCAUCAUUUUCUGCGUCUUCUGGACGAUUGAUUUCUGGGUGACAACAACAUCAUCAGUUGAAAGCAUUGUGAAGGAGGAACAUUUGAACAACGAUACAAUUAUCAGCUCAUCAAAUUUGAUCUUCCAUUUGUUAAAUAAUUUAAGCAGUACAGAAAGUGAAAUAUUGGAUAGGUAUCUGUGUGAAAAGAAUUACGCUUCUCUCAAAGUCAUGAUUGACCGUAAACGGGCUGAAUUGUUUCAAGCAAAAGAUAAACCACUGAAGAGUUUCGUAAAUGGUUCACAAAGAGAGCCAGGAAAUUUUGGUGCUGACAUUGGUGAAACCUUCUCGAACGCAGCUGUACCGCUGAAUUUCACGCAAGAACAAUUUAAAUAUGUUGAAGCAUACCGAAAUGCUACCAUAUAUAGCAUUAUUCAAGCUCUGUGGAACACAAAAGUUGAACGAGAAUUACCGCAAAUCGACCAAUAUGCCAUUUUAGAAUACUUCAGCGAGAAACGUGCAAAGAAAGAAGCAGAAAAAAAUAUUCUCAUUUGGCUCUGGAAUAUAAUCAGGAAAUGGUUUGAUAGAAAGAACGAUAAAUUUGAAUGCUAUGCUAAUGAGCCUAAAUGCGUUCGAGCAGUACUGGAUCGCUGUGGUGAGACUGAGUUGGAACAUCUGCAGCAGGCUACCGAUAACAAUGAACCCAUGCUUGUCAAUGAUUUUAUUAAAAACAAACUAGAUGACGACUCAGAAAUGAACAUGGAAUUUGACAAAUGGAACAAUGAAAAUAAUGUGCCCGAAGCUCUAAAAGAAAUAAUCCAUAGUUUAAGUCAAGCACAAAGAAGGGCAAUGGAAAAAUUAAGAAGGCUUGAGUUAAUUGAUAAAAUCAAGGAUUUCUAUCGCGAUAACAUUGAGAAAACAAGUCUCGCAAAACAGCAGGAAAUUGAACUAUUCUUCCGACGGAUGAAUAGGACCUUCGCUGGAUGUUACAAUCCAAGCAUCAAGAAGACGAAGGAAAGGCAGGUGUUUUUUUCCAAACAGAGGCUUCCGAGAUGUUAG